This is a messenger RNA of Ahaetulla prasina, 7776 nucleotides long. RefSeq names its product unc-80 homolog, NALCN channel complex subunit (gene UNC80). Bases 1 to 7776 code for a protein of 2591 amino acids. Gene Ontology annotation, biological process: monoatomic cation homeostasis. The transcript has 47 exons. Gene Ontology annotation, cellular component: axon; cation channel complex. The record is from RefSeq and is a predicted model, not a curated record. Gene Ontology annotation, molecular function: monoatomic cation channel activity. Lineage: Eukaryota; Metazoa; Chordata; Lepidosauria; Squamata; Colubridae.
AUGGUGAAGAGGAAAAGCUCAGAAGGCCAAGACCAGGAGAGCGGGCGAGGGGUUCCGCUGCCUAUCCAGACCUUCCUGUGGAGGCAAACCAGUGCAUUUUUGAGACCCAAAUUGGGAAAGCAAUAUGAAGCUUCUUGUGUGUCCUUUGAAAGAGUUUUGGUUGAAAACAAGCUGCAUGGUCUUUCACCAGCUCUUUCUGAAGCCAUCCAGAGCAUUUCACGCUGGGAAUUGGUUCAAGCUGCCUUACCACAUGUCCUUCACUGCACAGCCACUCUGCUUUCCAACCGGAACAAGUUAGGACAUCAGGACAAACUUGGUGUUGCUGAGACAAAACUCCUUCACACUCUACAUUGGAUGUUGCUAGAAGCACCUCAAGACUGCAGCCAUGACCACUUUGGAGGAUCAGGAGACAGAGGGUCAAGCUGGAGAGGAAGCAGCAGUGCCUUUAUCCACCAGAUUGAAAACCAAGGAUCUCCAGGGCAAUCAAGAUGUGACAGUGCCAAUGAAGAAGAAGAGAACAGCAGAAGGAAGUUCUUUCAGAAUUCAAUGGCCACUGUUGAGCUUUUUGUGUUCUUGUUUGCUCCUCUGGUUCAUAGGAUUAAAGAAUCUGAUCUGACCUUUCGUCUUGCCAGUGGUCUUGUCAUUUGGCAGCCAAUGUGGGAACAUAGACAGCCAGAAGUCACUGCCUUUACUGCACUAGUUAAACCCAUCAGGAAUAUAAUCACAGCAAAGAGGAGUUCUCCAAUCAAAAACCAGGGUCUUACAUGUGAAUCACCUAAUUUGGAUGCUGGGCAUACAGAGGGUCUGCAGAUAGUGUAUGAAUCAACAGAAUCAGACUCUGUUCCACCAAGACGAGCCUUUCUGGGCUGCCACCGUGGAAAUUCCAUUGAUGGAAGCAUCUCACCCCAAGGCUCCCAAGAGAAAGGAACCCCCUAUCCUAGAGUGUCUUUGGUGAUCCCACCAUGCCAAAGGUCCCGCUAUGCCACUUACUUUGAUGUUGCUGUAUUACGAUGCCUGCUUCAGCCACACUGGUCUGAGGAAGGCACACAAUGGUCCUUGAUGUAUUAUCUCCAGCGGCUGCGCCACAUGUUAGAAGAAAAGCCAGAGAAAUCAUUUGACCCAGAAGUCCCACCAUUGCCAAGGCCACGCAGUAGUUCCAUGGUGGCUGCUACUCCUUCAUUAGUCAAUACUCACAAAACACAGGAUCUCACAAUGAAAUGUAAUGAGGAAGAAAAAUCAUUAAGCACCGAAGCUUUUGCCAAAGUAUCCCUAACUAACCUGAGGAGACCAGCAGUUCCAGAUCUCUCCUCUGAUUUGGGAAUGAAUAUAUUUAAAAAGUUCAAGAGCCGCAAGGAGGAUCGUGAACGCAAGGGCUCUAUUCCUUUCCACCACACAGGGAAGAAAAGGCAACGGCGAAUGGGAGUGCCCUUCCUGCUCCAUGAAGACCAUUUGGAUGUAUCACCAACUCGAAGCACAUUCUCUUUUGGCAGUUUCUCUGGAAUUGGUGAAGACAGGCGUGGCAUUGAGAGAGGAGGGUGGCAAACCACUAUUCUAGGGAGAUUUACAAGGCGGGGCAGCUCUGAUACAGCUACUGAGAUGGAAAGUCUGAGUGCUCGGCAUUCUCAUUCCCAUCAUACUUUGGUUACUGACCUGCCAGACCACUCCAACAGCCAUGUACGUUCCCAAAUUUCCACCAUCACGGUGGCCACCUUCAAUACCACGCUGGCCUCUUUCAAUGUGGGCUAUGCUGACUUCUUCAGUGAGCACAUGCGCAAGCUCUGCAACCAGGUGCCCAUACCAGAAAUGCCCCAUGAGCCCCUGGCAUGUGCCAAUCUCCCUCGAAGUCUGACAGAUUCUUGCAUCAACUAUAGUUGCCUGGAAGAUACAGAUCACAUAGAUGGGACCAGCAACUUUGUCCACAAGAAUGGCAUGCUGGAUCUAUCGGUGGUUCUUAAAGCAGUUUACUUGGUCUUGAAUCAUGACAUCAGCUCCCGAAUCUGUGAUGUGGCCCUCAAUAUUGUGGAAUGUCUGCUUCAGCUUGGUGUGGUACCCUGUGUGGAGAAGGUCAGAAGGAAAAGUGAGAAUAAGGAGAAUGAGAGCAAUGAAAAGAGACCAAGUGAAACUUCCUUUCAACUCAAGGGGGCUUUGACUACCUCUGCAUCUGGAUUUGGGACUGCUGCAAUAACUGGAACAGGAGAUGGCAGUGGAGAAGGAAGUGGUGGAGGAGAUGGAGGAGGUGGUGGUGGAGGAGGAGGAGGAGGGGGAGAAGGUGGAGGAAGAUCUUUUGAAAAGAAUGAUAAAAAGGAAGACAAGGAUGAAAAUACUCCAGUAAGCACUCAUAGGUUGGCUCUGACAAUGCUGAUAAAAAUUGUAAAGUCUCUGGGCUGUGCAUAUGGCUGUGGAGAAGGUCACCGAGGACUCUCUGGAGAUCGUCUGAGACAUCAGGCUCAGAACUGCCUUACAAAGUUAUAUAAACUGGAUAAGAUGCAGUUUCGUCAGACAAUGAGAGAUUAUGUGAAUAAAGAUUCAUUGAACAACGUGGUGGAUUUUUUACAUGCUUUGCUAGGAUUUUGCAUGGAGCCAGUUACUGACAACAAGGCUGGUUUUGGAAAUAACUUUACUACCAUGGACAACAAAUCUACAGCCCAAAGUAUUGAGGGCAUUAUUGUCAGUGCUAUGUUCAAAUCUCUGAUCACUCGCUGUGCCUCUACUACGCAUGAACUCCAUAGUCCUGAAAAUCUGGGUCUGUACUGUGACAUCCGACAACUGGUACAGUUUAUCAAGGAGGCUCAUGGAAAUGUUUUCAGAAGAGUAGCUCUUAGUGCUCUUUUGGACAGUGCAGAAAAGUUGAUUCCAGGAAGAAAAACAGAAGAAAAUACCGAACAAGAACCCAAACCACCAGGGAGUAAAAAGUAUGUAUCUGGACUGGAAAAGCCAUUAAGAUGCUUGAAUGGUGUAGUGAAAUUUACUAGUGCAGUGAAGCUAUCAGAAGGUGGGCCUGGAAGUGGCAUGGAAAAUGGGCGUGAAGAAGAGGAGAAUUUCUUCAAGCGUCUUGGUUGCCAGACUUAUGAAGAUCAUCUGGCUUCCAACCAAGAAGGAAACAAAUGCAAGAACGUGGUGAAUUUGGGAGCCAUUCGACAAGGCAUGAAGCGGUUUCAAUUUCUCUUAAACUGCUGUGAACCAGGAACAAUCCCUGAUGCUUCUAUUCUUGCAGCUGCUCUUGAUCUUGAGGCACCAGUGGUGGCGAGGGCGGCCCUUUUCUUGGAAUGUGCUCGCUUUGUGCACCGCUGCAACAGGGGCAACUGGCCAGAAUGGAUGAAGGGGCAUCAUGUGAAUAUUACUAAGAAAGGCCUUUCUCGUGGACGCUCUCCAAUCGUGGGGAAUAAACGAAACCAGAAGUUACAGUGGAAUGCAGCCAAGCUCUUCUACCAGUGGGGGGAAGCAAUUGGAGUCCGUCUCAACGAACUUUGCCAUUCUGAGAGUGAGAGUCCGGCCAAUCUGCUGGGCCUCAUUUAUGAUGAGGAGACCAAGAGGAGGCUGAGAAAGGAGGAUGAGGAAGAAGACUUUUUAGAUGACAGUACAGUAAAUCCCACCAAAUGUUGUUGUCCUUUUGCUCUGAAGAUGGCAGCAUGUCAGCUUCUUCUAGAGAUCACCACUUUUCUUCGAGAGACCUUUCCCUACAUGCCCAGGCCACGUACUGAACCUCUUGUGGAUCUGGAGAGUUGCAGGUUGCGUUUGGACCCUGAAAUGGAUCGACACAGGUAUGAGAGGAAGAUCAGCUUUGCUGGGGUUUUGGAUGAAAAUGAAGAUUCAAAAGAUUCGUUACACAGCAGCAGUCAUACCUUGAAGUCUGAUACAGGUUGUGAAGAGAAGAAAGAAGGAAGCCCUUGGAGUGCAAGUGAACCUAGUAUUGAACCUGAAGUGCUCAGCAGCACUGGAACAGAAGAUAACUAUCACAGGAAUAUGACAUGGCUACAUGUGAUGAUACUCUUGUGCAACCAACAGAGUUUCAUUUGUACCCAUAUUGAUUACUGCCACCCUCACUGCUAUCUCCACCACAGUCGUUCGUGUGCGCGCCUUGUCCGGGCGAUCAAACUUUUGUAUGGAGACACUGUAGAUUCACUUAAGGAAAAUAACUUAUUAAAUGGUGUGGCCAGAGGCAAAAAACAAAAAGAGUGUUCAGAUAAGUCAUGCCUCAGGACACCCUCCCUGAAGAAAAGAGUGAUGGAUUCUAAUCUUGAAGGAAAAAAAGACUCUGGAAUGUUGAAAUACAUAAGGCAUCAGGUGAUGAGCCUGUCUCCCGCACCACUUUCACUGUUAAUCAAGGCAGCUCCCAUCCUCACAGAGGAGAUGUAUGGGGACAUCCAGCCUGCAGCAUGGGAGUUGUUGCUCAGUAUGGAUGAACACAUGGCUGGUGCAGCAGCUGCCAUGUUCCUUCUAUGUGCUGUGAAAGUACCAGAGGCAGUUUCAGAUAUGCUGAUGUCUGAAUUUCAUCACUCAGAGGCAGUGCAGAGACUGAAUGCCAUUCUCAAGUUCCACACCCUCUGGAGAUUUAGAUAUCAAGUAUGGCCUCGCAUGGAGGAAGGAGCUCAACAAAUCUUUAAGAUUCCUCCACCAAGUAUUAACUUCACCCUGCCCUCUCCAGUGCUUGGAAUGCCAUCUGUCCCCAUGUUUGACCCUCCAUGGGUUCCCCAAUGCAGUGGGAGUGUGCAGGACCCCAUCAAUGAAGAUCAGUCUAAGUCAUUUUCAGCCCGGGCAGUAUCACGUUCUCAUCAACGAGCAGAACACAUUCUGAAGAACCUGCAACAGGAAGAGGAGAAGAAACGUCUGGGCCGAGAAGCUAGUCUCAUCACUGCCAUACCUAUCACCCAGGAAGCUUGCUAUGAACCCAGCUGUUCCCCAAGCUCAGAGCAGGAGGAAGAAGUAGAAGAAGUCACCAACCUGGCAUCACGCCGUCUGUCUGUGAGUCCAUCAUGCACUUCCAGUACAUCACAUAGAAACUAUUCUUUUCGACGUGGGUCAGUUUGGUCAGUGCGUUCAGCAGUCAGUGCUGAAGAUGAAGAGCAUACAACAGAGCACACACCAAAUCAUCAUGUGCCACAACCCCCACAGGCAGUGUUCCCUGCAUGCAUUUGUGCAGCUGUACUUCCCAUUGUUCACUUGAUGGAAGAUGGAGAAGUUCGGGAAGAUGGAGUAGCAGUGAGUGCAGUGGCUCAACAAGUCUUGUGGAACUGUCUCAUUGAAGAUCCCUCCACAGUUCUUCGACAUUUCCUGGAGAAACUCACGAUCAGUAAUCGGCAGGAUGAAUUGAUGUAUAUGCUGAGGAAACUUUUAUUGAACAUUGGAGACUUUCCUGCUCAGACAUCCCAUAUCCUCUUCAACUACUUGGUGGGACUGAUCAUGUAUUUUGUGCGCACACCAUGUGAAUGGGGCAUGGAUGCAAUUUCAGCCACUCUGACCUUCCUUUGGGAAGUGGUGGGCUAUGUAGAAGGACUGUUCUUCAAGGAUCUCAAACAAACUAUGAAGAAGGAACAAUGUGAGGUGAAGCUUCUGGUUACUGCCUCAAUGCCAGGUACCAAGACCCUAGUAGUUCAUGGGCAGAAUGAAUGUGAUAUCCCAACUCAGCUACCAGUCCAUGAAGACACCCAAUUUGAAGCUCUUUUAAAGGAGUGUCUGGAAUUUUUUAACAUACCUGAAUCCCAGUCUUCCAACUAUUUUUUAAUGGAUAAGCGGUGGAAUCUUAUUCAUUAUAAUAAGACCUAUGUCCGUGACAUUUACCCAUUCCGUAGAUCAGUAUCUCCACAACUGAAUCUGGUACACAUGCAUCCAGAAAGGGGGCAAGAACUCAUUCAAAAACAGGUAUUUACCCGUAAAUUAGAAGAAGUGGGUCGAGUGUUGUUUCUCAUUUCUCUGACUCAGAAGAUUCCUGUGGCUCACAAGCAGUCCCAUGUGUCUUUGUUGCAAGAAGACCUUCUUCGCUUGCCUUCAUUUCCCCGUAGUGCCAUUGAUGCAGAAUUCUCACUCUUCAAUGAUCCACAAGCUGGCAAGGAACUCUUUGGUCUGGAUACACUUCAGAAAAGCCUGUGGAUUAAAUUGCUAGAAGAGAUGUUUCUGGGAAUGCCCAGUGAAUUCCCCUGGGGGGAUGAAAUUAUGUUGUUCCUGAAUGUUUUUAAUGGAGCCCUGAUCCUACACCCAGAGGACAGUGCAUUGUUGAGGCAGUAUGCUGCUACUGUAAUCAACACAGCUGUACAUUUCAACCACCUCUUCUCUCUCAGUGGUUACCAGUGGAUCCUUCCCACCAUGCUGCAGGUAUAUGCUGACUAUGAGAGUAAUCCACAGCUCCGUCAAGCAAUUGAAUUUGCCUGCCGUCAGUUUUACAUUCUACAUCGUAAGCCUUUUGUGCUGCAAUUGUUUGCUAGUGUUGCUCCACUUCUGGAAUUUCCUGAUGCUGCAUACAGUGGACCCAGCAAGGGAGUGUCUGCUCAGUGCCUGUUUGAUCUCCUACAGUCCUUAGAAGGAGAUACUUCUGACAACUUAGAUAUUCUAGAAUUGGUAAAAGCAGAGAAGCCCCUGAAAUCACUAGAUUUCUGUUAUGGCAAUGAGGACCUGACAUUUUCAAUCAGUGAAGCCAUCAAGUUAUGUGUAACAGUUGUGGCAUAUGCACCUGAGUCUUUCAGAAGUCUUCAGAUGCUGAUGGUCCUUGAAGCUCUAGUGCCCUGUUACUUGCAGAAACUUAAGAGGCAAACCUCCCAAGUGGAAACCGUGACAGCUGCUCGAGAAGAGAUUGCUGCUACAGCUGCUCUUGCGACAUCCUUGCAAGCACUUUUGUACAGUGUGGAAGUUCUUACUCGGCCAAUGACUGCACCUCAGAUGAGUCGCUGUGAUCAAGGCCAUAAAGGAACCACUACUGCUAAUCAUACUAUGUCAGCUGGAACAAAUACCAGAGAUGAGAGGCGGAGAGACCAAUCUCUUCAGAAGCUUUGCAGUAGAGCAAGUAAGAACAGUGCCUCUGCCUCAGAGAAUGUCUCUGGAACCAGGGCUACUGACAGUCUACAAUGCAGACCCUUGUCACCAGAGGGAGCUGCAGACCAGCUUUCUCUGAGGAAUUUCCUCCUGGCUGUUUCUAAUGCUGAGCUGUGGGGUCCUUCAACUAAGGAAUUGGAGAAGGUCACCCAAGGUUCCAGGGCAUCCACCUCUGCCACUCCAAUUAAUGCAGUGGUGUGUCCAGCCAUUGGCAAGGACCUGCCUUUGCCUGAGAACAUAAAAUACUUUAUUAUGGAGGCUAUUUGCAGCAGUAUUUCUGAGACCUUCCAACAGCCCAUAGGGGCAUAUUCUGAGAUAUCUGGAUACCCCAACAGCUGUAUAGACUUUGAACAGGAGGAUUUUCCUCCUUGUCAGAGCCCUGGGUCUCCCACCCCUUCAUGUGAGAGUUUGCCAUCACUUUUGGGGGAAGUGGAACAGCGGGAGUUGGACCUAUCAGAUGACAAGGUCUCUCACCUGAGCAACCCGCAUUCACUGGGUUGUUCUCUCCCCGUGUUUUUAAGUCGCUGCUCUUCAAAGCGACCAACGUGGCCCAAUUGGGGUCAUCAUUGGAGGCACCUGCAACUACUGAAGCCCAGGAUUCAGCUGAUCCACUUUUUACAGAACUGGGUUGGUCAGCAGACACCAUUCCAGCUCCACGGCUCUUUAUUGACAUGGUUCAAAGGCAGUAGUCAGCUCUUGGGUCAGCCUCAAUUUCCUCUGCGUCUGACAAGAUAUAUUUUAAGGCUGCACUGA